Molecule: messenger RNA, 3316 nt
Organism: Xyrauchen texanus (razorback sucker)
Lineage: Eukaryota; Metazoa; Chordata; Actinopteri; Cypriniformes; Catostomidae
Product: zinc finger protein DPF3-like
Exons: 12
Coding region: 60-1235 (391 amino acids)
Biological process (GO): nervous system development
Cellular component (GO): nucleus; nBAF complex
Source: RefSeq, a predicted model, not a curated record
CUUUCAUAAGGGUCCCAAAGAACUCAGAGAUUUGGAAUAUUGGGUUACAGUGUGGCAAAAUGGCGACUGUCAUUCAGAAUCCUCUGAAAGCGAUCGGAGACCAGUUCUACAAGGAGGCCAUUGAGCACUGUCGCAGCUACAAUGCCCGUUUGUGUGCAGAUCGCAGCGUACGCAUGCCCUUCCUGGACUCUCAGACAGGUGUUGCUCAGAAUAAUUGUUACAUCUGGAUGGAGAAGCGUCACCGAGGACCAGGGUUGGCAGCCGGUCAGAUGUACACCUACCCAGCACGUUGCUGGAGAAAGAAGAGGCGAAUUCACCAGCCAAUUGACCCUCAGCUUCGCCUUUGUGAACUCCGACUCGAGGCUGAGCUGAUUGCCAAGAGAGAAACCCCGGCCACAGAGGCAACGGCACUGGAGGCACUGUUAAGGGGUGACGGGCUCCUCGACAAGAAGAACAGCAACUCUAAAGAGGAAGAGACAUUGCUGGAAAUCCAGAGGGUGCUUGAGGCAGAUGAAAAUGGGGAUGGUUUCCAUGACGAUGAGGAUUUUGAAGUGGACACACCAAAGAGGAAGCAUCGAAACAAAGGCAGGAGUCGAGGCUCUGGACGGAGGCGGACAGAUGCGGUGGCCAACGACGAUCAGGAUAAGCCCUACGUGUGUGACAAAAGAUACAAACAAAAGCAUAACUCAAAAACCACUGACGCAGUUUGCGGAAAGCGUUACAAAAACCGCCCUGGACUAAGCUACCACUACGCCCAUACUCACCUCGCUGAAGAGGAGGGUGAGGAGGAGCGAGAAACUGAAAUACCCCGGUCUCCUCCUGUCCACCCAGAGAACCACAAACCACAGAAAGGGCCUGACGGCAAAAUAAUUCCCAAUGACUACUGUGACUUCUGUCUGGGAGACUCAGGUUCUAACAGGAAGACAGGCCAAGCUGAGGAGCUGGUUUCCUGCUCCGACUGUGGCCGCUCUGGCCACCCUUCAUGCCUACAGUUCACAGACAACAUGAUGCAGGCUGUACAUACAUAUCGGUGGCAGUGUAUUGAGUGUAAAUCUUGCAGCCUGUGUGGCACCUCAGAGAACGAUGAUCAGCUUCUGUUCUGUGAUGACUGUGAUCGAGGUUAUCACAUGUUCUGCCUCAAGCCUCCCAUGACACAGCCACCUGAGGGAAGUUGGAGUUGUCAUCUGUGUCUUAAUCUUGUGAAGAAAAAGACAUCUAGCAUCGGAGAGCCAUAAACAUUGUGAAGAAGUUCCACAUAGAUGCACGUACACAUGCACAGCAGACUCCGGAUGGAAGUUAAUCUCUGUUUUCAUCUGUAGUUCUUCUCCUGUUAGUAGUGUGAUGUGGAAUAGCCUUCCUCUACCUCCGUGACAAACAAUUUCAACCAAGUCUACGCAAUUGGUGGUAGUCUACCUCGCAAAUAUCCUGCUCGCUAUGAAUCCAAAGGCAGGAUUGAUUGCUCGAAGUUCAGAUAGUCCAACCAUGUAGAAGUUUAGAUGAAAAAUACAGCCACUACAUUAUCCCGAUUGAAUGAAGUGAUAAUCAACAACCUAUACAAACAGAAGCGCUAAAGCUAUGAUUCUAAGCUAUUAUUUAUUUUACUGUACAAUGGACAAAGCCAUGAAAUGGCAAAUUCAAAAUAAAAAGCAAUAUUACGGUGACAGUUUAUUGGCUCAGUUUCUACUGUACAGCUUUAAUAAAAGUAAGCCACGAUUAUUUUCAAAAUCGCACCGACUAACUCCCAAAACCCUUUCAUACUAUAACAUAGACACACACCAGUGGUACAAACCUUUUGUAUUUACUUUGUUUUUCACUUAGAAUAGUUUUUAAUGUGUCUGUGGUACGUAUUUAAUGCAAAGACUUCUGUUUUGGCUUGCACCAAGAGACUGUUUAAUAUAAAGAGGAUUAUUUUGAAUAGAUGCCAAGUUUUCCAUCAUUCAGGUAGACGUUAGAAUCCAAGAAUAAUUGUAAAAGCAAUCUUUAAAUGGAAAAACAAAACUACUACGUAAUAGUUUUGGCAAUGUUCCUCCAUGUAUUUAAGCAACACAGAGAUUUAACUUUGUCAGGACUGGAAAAUAAUUUGUGUUAAAUGGUUCUUAUUUGUUCUUUUAUACUGUAUAUAUUUUUAGCAGACAAUUGUGUGAUUGCAGAAUGACAUGUUAGGCAUCAUAUUCAUGUAUUAUGCUUUUCCUUGUGCUUUAGACAACACCUUUUCCCUUUUGGUUACAUUUUGAAUGCAUCAGGCUGGUCAAUUUAUGUUACUCUGUGUUUGAAUGAUUUGGUUAUGCUCCAGGAACAUUCCAGUUUUGUUGGUCCUCGAACCUUCUUUUGUUACCUCCCUCUGUUUGUAGGGGGAAAAAAAGCACUUCAUACCUCUCUGAGUAAAACAUCUGUUCACUCCAUUUAGUAUAUCUUUGCUCUUGAUAUAUUAGCAUAUCUAUUUCCAUCUGGAUAUUCUCUCAUGCCAUUCCCACCUCCUUCAUCUGUAUAAAACAUUAGAGGCUCUAUUUUCAGAGCCAAUUCAUCAAGACACUCCAGAUUCUCCUAUCUGUUGAAUAUUUUAGCUAUGCAUUUUACCUAUUUCAAGGGACGUGUACAUUUUCUAUAUAUAUUAUUAUUAUUUUUUUUUUUUGCCAUAUCAUUUCUUUACCAAUGCAACAAGUGAGUAAAUGAUACAUCAACUACUAAAAUAUUAUUAGUGACUUUUGUUGUUUAGAGUUCAUUCUUUGCUCUUCGGUAAGCCUUUAGAAUACAGUAGGGUGAUUUUUGUUAAGGAAAAGAAAAGAAAAAAAGAGAUCAAUGUUUUUCUCUGACAGCAAUGAUACAGUGUUUGUAUUCAUCUAAAUCUUCCUUGGGAGCAGCAACAAGAAUCUUACAAGACUGAUAGACGUCUAGUCAUAAAGUAUAAAUACAGUUUAUAAUAAGGAUUUAAGUGUAAAAUGAACUGUCACCCAAAUGUAUCUGCCAUGGCUUGUUACAAUGGCAUUUCUCUUAUGACAUUACUUAUUGAGCACUUAAAGAAUCCUUUGCAGUCAGAUGAAUCAUUUUGUAAUUGUUCUUGUUUUGUUUAAUUUCUUAUUCCUUUUUCUUUUUUCCCUAUGUUAUCCAAAAUGUAAUAAAAAAAAAAAUGCAAAAUCAAGACAGUGCUAAAUUAACCAUUUAAACAAUGAAUUGGUAGUACCUCUUAUGCUUAACACUAGAGGGCCUUACUUACACAGUAAAUGAGAUGAGCCACUGUAGGACACCACCUUCCUCUAUAAUGCCCUUUAAAAGGACAUUUCACCCAAAAAUGAAAUCAUAUAUUCACCUCCAUGAC